Clunio marinus is the source of this 549-nucleotide messenger RNA. NCBI's taxonomy places the organism in Eukaryota, Metazoa, Arthropoda, Insecta, Diptera, Chironomidae. The record is from the annotation of a GenBank genome assembly.
AUGAGAGUCUUCUUGCUUGAAAUCUCUAAGAAGAAGGGAGUUGAAGUGGCUUUUGAAGCAUUAAAACGAAAAAAGCGCUGUGAACAAUAUUUGGAGGAGCUUCAGGGAACUUUGACGGUAAUCGAAACGCAUCGUGAAGCAUUAGAGAAUGCAGAUACAAAAGCCUCUGUUUUGGAUACAAUGAAAGGAACCUCUGAUGGGCUUAAGAAGAUACACAAAGAUAUGAAUGUUGUCGACGUUCAUAAAUUGAUGGAUGAUAUUGUUGAUCAGAACGACCCAAAUAGAAUUGCGAGUGCUAUUUCAGGGGGUUACAUCUCUAAUGAUGAUGUUGAUAAAGAAGAAUUGGUUAAAGAGUUGGAAAAACUCGAACAAGGAGAACUUAACAAAGAUUUACUCAAUGUUGGUCCGGCUACGAAUAUACCCGAAGUUCCAAGCACAGAUUUACCAACAACUUCAAAGGACAAAGAGAAGAAAAAAGCAAAACCAGUUGCAGCAGAUGAUAUGGAUGAUGAUCCCGAUAUGAAAGAACUUAUGCAAUGGGCGAAUUAA